UGUGUGUGUGAUUGCUGCAGUAAAAGAAGCAAAAAAGAGAGGCACGUGGUUUGGUUCUCAGAGGGUGGAUUCCACUGGUCUUACUUCAGUUCCUUUUGCAGGAAGAGCUCAGAAUCACAACAAGGAAACUAAUCCCAAAGAUGAGCCUCGCAUGUCAAAUCUUCCUUCUGAUUUUCAUCUUUUCCAUCCAAGGUGCAGCUCCUGCAAAUGAUGGUAUCGUCUGGGGUACCCUGGGUCAGGACAUCAACCUGGACAUUCCUGGUUUUCAAGUGAUUAAUAUAGAUGAUAUACACUGGGAAAAAGGCAAAAAGAAGGUGGCGAGGUUCCAAAUUAGCAACAAGCCUAAGAAUCCAGAUGAAAAAUAUAAUGUGUCAAUGAAUGGAACUCUAAAAAUUAAACAUCUGAUGCUAGAAGACAGCGAUACCUACAAGGUAGUUAUAUACGAUAAGGAUGGAAAGAAUGCGUUGGAAAAAACAUUUGAGCUGAAGAUUCAAGAGAAGGUCUCAAUGCCUAACAUCGACUGGAAUUGUAUCAACAAAACCCUGGUCUGUAAGAUAUCAAAUGGAACAGACGCUGAAUUAAAACUGUACGUAAAUGGGACCAGUAUCAAGCCUGUUUCUUCGAAGUUCAGCACAUACAGGUUUAUAAACAAGAAGAAGAUAUUAGUCAACUGCACGGCAGAAAACAAAGUCAGCAAGGAAAGCGACGUGAAGAUGAUCACUUGUUCAGAGAAGGGUCUGGACCUGUAUUUCAUUAUUGGUGUAUGUGGAGGAAGCACCAUCUUCGUCAUCUUCAUGGUGCUACUCAUUUUCUACAUCAACAAGAGGAAAAAACAGAACAGUAGGAGGAAUGAUGAAGAGCUGGAGAUAAAAGCAUGCAGAGUAACCACCAAGAAAAGGGGCCCGAAGCCCUGCCAGGUGCCAGGCUCGACUCCUCAAAGUCCUGCUGCGUCCCAGCCUCCUCCACCGCCCAGUCAUCGGCCCCAGGCCCCGGGUCAUCGGCCACCUCCUCCUGGCCACCGGGCCCAGCACAACCAGCAGAGGAAGGCCCCCCCUCCACCAGCCACACAAGUUUAUCAGCAGAAAGGCCCUCCCCUCCCCAGGCCUCGAGUUCAACCCAAAGCUCCCCGUGGGGCCACAGGAAACUCAUAACUCUGUCUCCUGACCUGGGUGUCCCCUUCCUCUAAUUAAAAGCGAUAGAAAUCGUCCUUUCCCAUAAAGGCACCGUGGAAUUUCUCCGCUGGGAGGGGGAGCACCUACACUUCCAUCAGGCGUGUUCUGCGGUAGGAUGACCACCCCUGGGCUCGCAGGCCAUGCCGUGUUGGCAUCUCCUAGCUCACCUGCAUGCUCUAACACCUGGAGCUGCUGCUCCUUGUCACGCCCAGAAGGGCUGGCAAUACAAGUGCCACCAUCAGGAGGAUGGGCCACCGACCACCAAGUCCUCGCCUCCCCUUCAGAUCCCGUGCAGACGUGAGGCGUCCUGCAGCACCAGGACCUCGCUGCAAGCCGUCUGCCUGCUCAAGACGCCCUUGGGUUUCUUAUGUAUCUGGUGGACGCUUGCCCACCAUCUUGGACGUAGAAGGGAAAUAAAAGCUUUCAUUUGACCUCAGUGUCUGCUCAUUGUAGAAAGAAGCCCAGCAUCAAGCUGCUGGAUAAGAAGGAGGCCGGGUGUGUGUGACAGCAGGAUCCAGUUUGGUCACCCCAGUUCACCCGGACCGCCUAAUCCCCCCCGCCGAGGACAACCAGAACGUGCUCCCCAGGUCUCAGCUGCAAAGCUGGCCCGAUAGGCUAUUUGUAGACUUGUCUGAUGGAUUGAAACCUCUGUGUGCAAAGUAUAAGGAGGGGCACCGGCAAACGUACUUGUUUGGGUCUCGCUUCCUUGACUGUUUAGACACGGGCACAAGGAUCUGUAGAAUCAUCCCUGAAAAGAAAGGAAUCCGUGAAUACUGGCGGUGACACGAGCCUACCAAACACCACCAAAAGGCAGGCCAAGAGCCAGGUCGGUGGAAUCAAAUCCCGAGGGUCUUAAAUGGCCAUUGGGGAAAGAGCAUACCCCAUCCCCAGCGAGCUGCCACAUGCUAACUGCACUGGGGGAAGUGGGAGGAAAAGAAAACCAAAACAGUUUUCAGUUAAGGUUUACAAUGAUAGGCGGUGAGAAGGCACCUGCUUUGAAAUGCUGGUGCCAUUUUUGUGGUCCCAUCUGCCCCCCUUCUCCUGGCUUCUUCGACUUGCUAAACCUUGUCAAGAUCUGGCAGGAAGCUCUGAGGUCUAAACCACAAAGUCUAUGUAUAUUCAGGGCUUCCUGUGAGAGCGCACCGAGGGGGGAGCCGCUCUUGCCUCUGAACCUCAGUGUCUGUGUGUUAACACCCAGAGCCGAUUAUUAAGGAUGAUGAUGGAUGAACCCCCACAGCCUCCUGAAAUUCAGACACGAAAUCCAACCAAGUAACGGUUUUCGCGGGAUCUACCUGGUGGGAGAAAUGAAGGUCUUAGCGCUGGCCCAUUCUCCUCCCUCAUGGCCGUCCUGAGUGAUUCCAUCAGCCAUCCUGCCAGCAUGGCCCAUUCCCAAUCCCUUCAUGAAGACUUCCCUUGCCUUUCUAGCCUCCAGCCCCGCCUUGCUGCUGAAAUCCGGUGGCAUUACAUGUGGUAAAGAACGUACAUCGUUCACGCAUUCAACAAAUAUUGACCGAACGUCUCCGUACCAGGCUCUGUGCUGGGUGGUAGGAACACAGAGAGGUACGACUGCAUCUUUGCCUAGACUCAGCUUACAGUCUAGAGAGGGGAGGACAAAUGUAACACAGCUUGGUAAGUGGAGGUCAGAGGCAAGUAUAAGAGCCCCGAGGAAGGACUCUGCAUCCACACUGAGUGCAGGAACUGAGGUGACAUGGAAGGCUUCCUGGAGGAAGUGGCAUUUGAAUUGAGUCAUAAUAAAUCAGUAGCACUGAUGAAAUAGAUGUGCAGAAUUACUUGUGCAGGGGGAACGGCAUGAGCAAGGUUCACGUCAGUUACCUGUUUAUACAGGUAUAUUAUUCCCUUUUCAACUACUGUGUUUCAUCAAUUUGAAGAUACCAUGGAUUCUAAGAGGCUUCAUCAUUUUACAUACCAUAAGAAAGAAAAAAAACUCUCUAUUGCAUCGUAACAAAUGCUAAGAUACAAUCAACUUUUAGGCGCAACUCCAUUUCCGGGAUAUUAAAAUGCAAAAAAAAAAAAAAAA
This is a messenger RNA of Leopardus geoffroyi (Geoffroy's cat), 3210 nucleotides long. RefSeq names its product CD2 molecule (gene CD2). Lineage: Eukaryota; Metazoa; Chordata; Mammalia; Carnivora; Felidae. Gene Ontology annotation, molecular function: signaling receptor binding. The transcript is spliced from 5 exons. Bases 141 to 1151 code for a protein of 336 amino acids. Gene Ontology annotation, biological process: cell-cell adhesion; positive regulation of type II interferon production. The record is from RefSeq and is a predicted model, not a curated record.